Molecule: messenger RNA, 4238 nt
Organism: Frankliniella occidentalis (western flower thrips)
Lineage: Eukaryota; Metazoa; Arthropoda; Insecta; Thysanoptera; Thripidae
Product: putative phosphoenolpyruvate synthase
Exons: 17
Coding region: 133-4218 (1361 amino acids)
Biological process (GO): phosphorylation
Molecular function (GO): kinase activity; ATP binding
Source: RefSeq, a predicted model, not a curated record
ACGUGGCUGGGGCACAUAUAGUCACGGUCCCGCGGACGGUCCGGGAAGAGGCGACCAGUUACGCCAGUUACACACAGUCUAAAGGACGCGCGCGCGCCCGACCGGCCGCCUAGUUGUAGUUAGCUGCGCGUCAUGCUGUGGCUGCUGCCGUACCUGGUGUGGCUGUCGCCCGCCGCCCUCCUGUACUGGUUGGUGUUCGCCGCCGAACGGCCCCGCGCCGCCCCCACGCCGUACUCCCAGCCAGCAUGGAACUUCCCCCUGAAGCGCGUGUGGGCGCUGCUGGCCGUGCGCCGGCUCAAGGCGAAGCGGCUGGCCGCGCUCUCGCCGUCGGACCCCGCGGCCGCGCGCCAGGCCCAGGAGGAGGCCGUGUACCUCCCCACCGAGUACGAGCGGCGCCUGGAGGAGCCCCGGCUGCUCCUGGCUGAGGGGAUUGUGGACUCGCUGUGCUUCCAUGGCGCCGACUUCCACGGCGGCUACCUGGUGGUGCGGAUGACGCGGAUGCGGCACUGCCUGGCGCGCGUCGCGCUGCAGCUCAAGCUGGGCGACACGGUGUACCAGCUGCCCCAGAUGCCGGACUCGCUGAUGAGCCGCACCGGGGCCGCGUGGUCGGCGGGCGGCGACUGGGGCAGCCUGCGCCUCGAGGUGGUGGAGCCGCUCCGCACCUGGCGGCUCGCCUUCAACGGCGUGCUCCGGGAGGGCGCACCGCGCUCGCACCAAGACUGGGACGGGUUGCCCGGCGACCAGGGCUGCAUGCGUCACGUACGCCUCAACUUCCUGUGGCACGCCUGCAGCAAAGAGUACAACUGCCGCCACGACUGGAGUGCCGAGAUGCUGGCCGACACGCUCGCCCGGGAGCCGUGGCGCAGCGACCACUGGAUGGACAUCAUCAAGGGCCACGUCGGCGGCUACGACCAGUGGGGCACGCUGCACGGCGAGGUGCGCGUCGAGGGCGCGGAGGCCGUGGAGGUGUACCUGCGCGGGCUGCGGCAGCGGCGCUGGGGUCCCAACGAGGCCGGCCGCCUGCACCGCCGGCUCACCGUCAGCGGCGUGCUCAAGAACGGCACCAUGUUCAGCGUCGGCGCCGACUGCCACCCGGGGCAGCUGUCGCAUGCCACGUACGGCCAUGUCCGGACGGCGGAGGGCGAUUUGCGUAGCAUCACCUCGACGAGCUUGUCCCUGCCCGACCUCGCUGAGGACAAGGACCACAUCCCGAAGCACUUCGUCCUGCAGUUCACUGCCGGCGGCGUCCACUACACGUCCGCGGUGCACCUGCCCAGGACGGAGCCGUGCACGGUGCUGUGCGAGCGGCCGUGGUCCUGGCUCAUGCUGCUGGAGCCCGCCGAGUGCUCGCUGGAGUGGCGCGGCGCCGAGGGGGUUAUGGAGGGUGUGGGGCUGGCCGAGCUGUGCUACCGCUACGACGGGCCGUGCGCGCUGCCCGCCGCCGCGCCCGCGCCCGCGCUGCACCUGCGCGAGUCCAAGACGCUGCCCGGCCGGCUGCUGCUCGACCUGGAGGAGCGCGCGUGCCGCAGCACGGCGCUGGUGGGCGGCAAGGGCGCCUCGCUGGCCGUGCUCACCGCGCUCGCCACGGACAAGAGCCUCGAGGGGUCGUACGUGGUGCCGGGCGGCUUCUGCCUGACAGUCACGGCCCUGGAGCGGCAGCUGGCCUCGUUCCCCGCGCUGCGUGAGGCCGUGGAGGCGCUGGCCGCGGCCGCGGCCGAAUCCUCGGCGGAGGGCGUGGACGCGGCGCUGUCGGCCCGCUGCGAGGCCGUGGUCGCGCUGUUCGAUGCCGAGGCCGUGUGCGAGGCCGUGGCCGUGGAGGUGCGGGCCGCGCUGGCCCGGCUGGACGGCGACGGCGGCGUGCUCUGGGCCGUGCGCUCGUCGGCCGUCGGCGAGGACUCGGACGAGCUCUCGGCCGCCGGCCAGAACGCCACCUUCCUCGGGUGCCGCGGAGACGACGGCGUCCUGGACGGCGUGCGGCGCUGCUGGGCGUCGCUGUUCGCGCUGCAGUCGGUGCAGUACCGCCGUCAGCACGCACAGCCCGUCAACGCGCCCAUGGCCGUGGUGGUGCAGCGCAUGGUCGCCGCCGACACGGCCGGGGUGCUGUUCACCUGCGACCCCUCCUCUGGCGACCCGCGCAAGCUGCUCAUCACGGCCAACUACGGCCUCGGGGAGAGCGUGGUGUCGGCCGCGGUGGACCCCGACGUGGUGGUGGUGCAGCGUGAUAUGGCGGGCGCCAUGAGCGUGGUGGAACGGCGCACCGGUGACAAGAAGCACCGCGUCGUCCUGGCAGCGUCGGGCGGGGUCCGCGAGGAGGCGGUGGCGCAGUCGGCGAGCUCGGUGGUUUGCCUCUCGGACGACGAGGCGCUCGCCCUGGCCCGCGCCGGCGCCCGCCUCGAGCGCGCCUUCGGCGGCGCUCGCGACGUGGAGUGGGCGUUCGCGUCGGGCCGCCUGCACCUGCUGCAGUCGCGCCCCGUCACCGCCCUCUUCAACUGGACCGACUUCGAGCUGCUGCACGAGCAGGACACGCCCUGGUGCUCCGACGAGGAGGUCUGCUCCACGGCCAACACGGGGGAGGUGAUGCCGGGCGCGUCGUCGCCGCUGUGCUUGACGACCGUGACCAGGGGGUGCGACAUGUGCACGGCGAGGGCCUCCUCCUACAAGGAGGACGUCUUCCGGCGCUUCAACACCUGCAUCCCCGUCACGCACAACCACGUCACCAUCAACGUGCUCAACCUGAUGCUGCGCAACGUGGGCCGCGAGCUGGACCUGGGCAUUCACGUCGUGGACCUGACCAUCUACGGACACCGCGCCACCACCCCUGCGAUGCACCGCGCCGCGCUCCGGCGGCACGGCUGCCGCAUUGACGCCCUGACCCGCGUCAAGCUGUUCUACGAGGUGGGCGUGCGCGCGUGGAACGCGUCCAAGAUGGUGCAGGCGACGCAGAAGCUCACCCGGGAGCUGGACUUGCACGAGAAGGCCGCCCGGGAGGCGACGGCCCGCGGCGUGCUCAGGCUCAUCACCGAGGCCAUGCCCACGCUCACCGAAUCCUUCUCGUACCACGCGGCGGUCUCCAACGUCAGCUCCUUCUCGCAGGUCGUCGCCGUGAUGGUUCUCACUGAGGGCGCAAAGGACCUGAGCACGGAGCACAUCACGGACGUGGCCUCCAUGCUGUCCUGCACCGGCGGCGACGUCGUCUCCGCCCAGAUUCCCCCCGCCAUGGAGGCCAUCGCGAAGGCCGUGCGUGACGGCUGCCCGCAGUGGCGGGACUUCCUCGCCGUGCCGCCCGAGCAGGGCAUGCGCUGGCUCGAGGAGCACUGCCCCAAGGCGCACAGGAUGACGGCCACCUUCCUGGACCAGUUCGGCUGUCGGGUCAUCCGGGAGUUCGACCCCAAGACGGUGACAUGGGACGAGGAGCCGAGCAAGCUCAUCGCCUCCCUGCAGCCCUUGGUGGGCAACCCCCAGAACCACGACCGGCCCGCGGCCUCGACCGUCCAGGAAGUCGUCGAGAGGCUCAAGUCGCCCAAAAAGGGCUUCACCAGGUUCCUGUUGCGCCGCCUGCUGCCCUGGUUCCAGGGCGCCGUCGUCAACCGUGAGUUCACCAAGGAGGGCGUCAUCCAGCUCAUCCACAAGUUCCGCCAGGCGUUCCGCCGGCUGGGCGUGCUGCUGGAGAAGGAGGGCCGGCUGCCGGACCGGGCGCUCACGCCCUUCCUCACCCUGUGGGAGCUGCAGCGGAUUGCCUGCGAGCAGCCGGACCCGGCCAUCAUCGCAAAGGCCCGCAGGCGCAGGCGCUGCUGGCCCGAGUGGGACGCGCUGGCGUUCCCGGAGAUCAUGCACGGAGUGCCACAACCCGAAAAGUUCGAGGAGCCCGACGCGUCCGGGACGGGCGAGGUGGUCGCCCAGGGCACGCCCGUGUCCGAGAGCUCCGUGACGGCGCGCGCGUGCGUGGUCCUGGCGCUGGACGGCGACCAGGGCGUCAGCCAGCUCCGGGCCGGCGACGUGCUCAUCACCCACUCCACGGACGUGGGCUGGAGCCCGUACUUCCCCAUGCUGGGCGGCGUGGUCACCGAGCUGGGUGGCCUCAUCUCCCACGGGGCCGUUGUUGCGAGAGAGUAUGGACUUCCCUGCCUCGUUGGAGUUUACGGAGCUACACGAAUGUUCAAGACGGGUGAUAUUGUCAAAAUCAGCGGGAAAACUGGAGCACUAUCAAAAGUUAAAUAAAAACAAACCAAAAGGUGUCA